AUGAAUAAUUAUCGCCCACAAGAAGGACGUUGGCUGUCUCGCACAGUUCUUGAUCAUGCAGGGAGAGUGUGUUUUGUUAUUAGAAUUAGGAUAGCAGGAGGGUUUUGGAGAAGAGGAGGUGAAACUCCUUCCGCUGUAAAAUGGGAAGAUAAGAUAAUAGAGAUACGCGAAGGAACUUGGUCUUAUGUUGCUGGUUCCAUUGGUAGAGCCCCUGAGAAGGUUGUGGCCACUGCUGCACCAAAGGAAUCUACAGAACAAUGUAAAACAGUGUGGCGCUUUUCAACAGAAGAUGAACUGAUUAUAGAGUGGGAUUCAUCGCUGUCAUUAUCAAGUCUCACCUUUAGUUUGACAAAUCCAACAUCUCCCGAGUCAUCGGUGAAGUUAUUGAAAGGGAGGAAAAUGCAAUAUAAAGUGAAGAAAACAAAGUCAAUGAACAAAAGCGAAGAAAUGGAGGAUGAGGAUGAGGGUUUUCUAACGGUAGUACGUUUCACAGAAGAUAACCAAGAUGGAAAAGCAACAGCUCUACUGAAUUGGAGGCUUUUGGUUGUCGAAGUAUUGCCCGAAGAAGACACUGUGUUGAUGCUUCUCCUUUGCAUUACAAUACUGAAAAGUGUAUCCGAAAUGAAAAAACACGACGUGGGAGAUUUGUUGGUGAGGAGAAGAUUAAAGCAAGCAAAAAAUGGUACUAAGGAUUGGGGUUCUGUGAUACUUGAUCCAUCUUCAUGUGGUGAUUCACCUUAUGUUCAACCUUGGUAUUGGAAUGCUGGGCUUGUUAUGGCAUUGGAUGAAGGAGAUCAACUCAAAAGGCAGCCAGUAUUAAGUCAUUCUGCAGUGGAAGGCGGUGAAAAGUUAUACAAGAAUGGGAUUAUCAGUUAA
Messenger RNA from Vicia faba (fava bean), 876 nucleotides. Lineage: Eukaryota; Viridiplantae; Streptophyta; Magnoliopsida; Fabales; Fabaceae. The record is from the annotation of a GenBank genome assembly.